GGAAGGGACAGAGGGAUAACAGGAGAGCAAGUGAGAAAGUGCGAGAGAGGAGGAGCAUACCCAGUGAAGAAAAUUGCAGAGAAGGAAAGCUCUUCAUACAUUAGGCAGAAAUUUUGUUCAAGCACAUCAACAAAGUGUGUAGGAACUUUAAAAAAGAAGGAAAACCACUAACAUUUUGUUGAGGGAAGAGUAGGCUGUCAAGAGUGAGCUGGUUUCCAUCCAGAGUGAGCUGACUGCCAAACAGGAUGGCCGACAAAGUGAAUGAGGAAUCCAGCAAUAAUCCAGGGAAAGAUGAGCUGGACUGGGGCUAUGAAGAAGGUGUAGAAUGGGGACUCCUUUACCCUGCAGCCAAUGGUGAGUACCAGUCACCCAUCAACUUGAACUCAAGAGAGGCUGAGUAUGACUCAUCCCUCCUGGAUGUUCGCCUGUCACCAAACUACGUGGUGUGUCGUGAUUGUGAGGUCAUCAAUGACGGACACACAGUGCGUAUCCUUCUUAGGUCAAAGUCAGUGGUCAGUGGUGGUCCAUUGCCUAGCGAUCAUGAGUAUGAACUUCACGAGGUUCGAUUUCACUGGGGCAAAGAGAAUCAGAGAGGAUCAGAACACACAGUCAACUUCAAGGCUUUUCCUAUGGAGCUCCAUCUGAUCCACUGGAACAGCACACUGUUUAAUUCUCUGGAAGAUGCUUUGGGGAAAAAGAAUGGAGUGCUCAUCAUUGCUCUUUUUGUUCAGAUUGGCAAAGAGCAUCUGGGUCUGAAAGCCAUCACUGAGGUUCUACAGGACUUGCAGUACAAGGGGAAGAGCAAGAUAAUUCCCUGCUUCAACCCAAACACUUUGCUGCCUGAUCCGUUAUUGAGAGACUACUGGGUUUAUAAAGGAUCUCUGACCACACCACCUUGUAGUGAGAAUGUGACCUGGAUCCUUUACCGCUACCCUCUAACUAUAUCACAAUUACAGAUUGAAGAGUUUCGGAGGCUGCGCUCACAUAUAAAAGGGGCAGAGCUGCCAGAGGGUAAUGAUGGGAUGUUGGGGGACAAUUUCCGUCCCACCCAACCACUAAGUGAUCGGACAGUUAGGGCGGCUUUCCAAUGAUUCCCACUUCCUGCUGCCAACUCAAAAAAAAUUAAAACCUUCAGAAACAAACAUAAAGGUAACAAUUGAUUGAGCCUAUCAAAAAUUCUUUGAAUCGUCACAGUCAUUCUUCUGUUAAAUGCUAGAAUAUUGUCUCUGAGCUCUUCAGUCCUCUGGAGCCUCACUGUAAUGAAUAACGUCUCAAAAGAUCUAACCUAUUUUACGUGCUACAAUCUGGCACUACCCUAGACACAGUGCAUACACUAUUUAAGAGUACAGCAAUAUUUUUUUGCUCAGGGGCUAAAAAGACAAAAAGACUUAAAAUCCUUUGUUUUUGUUUCCAGGGAAUAAACUUAUAAUACAGUACUGUAUGUAGAAUUUCCUGAAUUGAAAUGUUUAGUGAGACGCGAGGAAUUGGAGAUUACUGGGGAAGAGUUCAUAGGCUGCUCGAGAGUAAAAAAGAAAUACCAAAAGGAGACACUGUGGGAAAAGUUGAGGAAAACAGAGGACUGUUGUUUAUAGUGUAAGUGGAUACUGAUCUGGUUGCACCAGGACAAACAUACCUGUGAAGUACUGUGCAGAGUUUGUAAGUAUUAGGUGGAGCGGCAGUCUGUUAGACAAAAUUGAAGGGGCUUUCAACCAUACUUUUACAUUACAAAUGUGUGACAGAAAUCGAAGCACAGAGGUUUCAUUGUGGACUAUUUUUGAACGUCCCAUUAAAAGAUUUCCCUCUAAGGACGUAUCCCACUUCUGACAUAAUUUUCCAAUCCUCAGCACAAAACUCUUAAACACCAGCAUAGAAUAACAUUCACUGUUUUUGCCCGCCAAUAUUUUACAGUGCAGAGCAAACAACAAAUACCUUUACUUAGUUUAAGUCUGAAGUACUUGUACUACCGUAAUUUCUGCACUUUCGGGUGCACCUGACUAUAAGCCGCCAACAGAGGCGUCGCGUCCCAUUAGGCAAACCAGGCAAUUGCCUAGGGCCCCCAGCCAGCAGGGACCCAUAGAGGGCCAACAGAUUUGGCACACACAGCUUUACUGCACUGUCGCAGCGACAAGUGUAGGGAGUGUUUCAAUACCAUGGAAUCAUCUGGCAGAUUAUCUAACGAUUCUGUUAUCAAUCCCAAUCAGCACUAACUACGUCAUGUAGAUUUCACAUGUUUAAGAAAGUCUAAUCAGCUAUUAAUACCACAUGAUUGUUUAAAGAGUUACUCACCAAGUACUCUCUGGAAAGUCCUUGCCGAGUUGCUUUAUGUUGAUUUUCACAGGCCACCUCAUUAUUCACGUGACUACUUAAAGAAAUGGUGACCCCCCCCCCCCCCCCAAAGUCUAUUAAUGGGUCUAUCGUAUUCCUCGUCGAAUACUAUAUAAGAAAAAUAUAUCAUAUAUGCAUCUAAAAUAAUCCUAAACGAUUUUUUUUUAGCAAUUUUAAUACUCCUUUUAGCAAGGUUCCUUGGGUAUGCGUACAUUCCCAUAGCAACCAGUCAUGUUAUUGUCCUACGUCACAAGCGCUGCAUAUUCUGGGAGCGAGAAUAGGCGUAAGUUGCGCAUUUCGAGCAGAGGGCCACCUGUUAAAAUGCGUGUGUCCAUGAACGAAUGUAAGUUCAUCCAUAUGAGUCAGUGUGUAAAGAGCUUAGUUUUCGCCACUUUUAUGGCCGAGAUGACUGCACGUGCACGCAACCCCCCCCCCCUCCCUUUUGUGUUCAUUAUACUGAGCGAGUAUGUAUGUGUGUCACGUGACUCAGAAGGGCCCCAUGUUGCUUGUUGCCUGGGGCCCCCGGUGGGCCGCCACCCACCAAAUUUGACACAAAAACGUCAUUUGUUCAUAGAUAAUCCACACUGGACUAUAAGCCGCAGCUGUCCUCACUGUAUUAUUGAAUUUUUACACCAAAAGAUAUUAACCGGUAACACUUUAUUUGACAGAAGACAAAACAAACCACUGUGAAGCUUUGAACCAAUUAGGCUACAAAGCUUCAUUGCUUCAAGAAGCUUCAUUUGGCCGUCCCUGCUCCACUGGGUGAGAUAGUCAACCACUGCUGCCUCCUAGCAUGCAUUGCAGCACUAGAUAUAAAUAACAAUCAAAAUUCAUGUUCUGUGCUAUUUUUUUUCUUCAGUUACUGUUCCAGUUGUUUCAUUAAUUACUAGUUUUGAUAUUUGGUAACACUUUAUUUGACAGCCAUAAGACUUCUUUAGACAUCUGUCAUAAGCAUUCAGUAAUGCCCAUGAUUGUGUCAUGCAUUAUUAUGACGGUUUUAUGACACCGAUGUCAAAUAAAGUGUUACGUAUUAACCCAAAGAAAUCAACAAAUAACCCGCACUGGACUACAAGCCGCAGAAUUAAAAGUGAGAGAAAAAAGUAGCGACUUAUAGUCCGAAAAUUACGGUAAUUAUUUCGAUUGAUUUUUUUUUUUGUCACUAGAUGUAACUUUGAUAGAUCUUGAUGGAUCCGUUAUCGAUAAUUCACUUUGUUCAUAACUCAUAUAAUCUUGUACCAAUACAAAGUAUUAAAUCAGCUGUGGAAAUUGUCUGCAGUUCACUCCAGUGGACUGUUGUUUCGGUUCUUGCUUCCUGCUCUGACUGUUGUUUUCGGCCACAAUCAGACUGUUUCCAAAGGGAAAAAUAUGUCAUUUUAACCACAGUUGCGGUCCAGAUGCUAAACAAAGAUAGAGCUUUUUCCCAAACCCGAAAGGAGGCAGGAGUUAAAGUAUGCAAUGUAAACCAAAGGUGCCAAAUACACUGAUCGCAAUCGAGUGGUAGCUCUCAAAGACAGUAACAGUUAAUUAACGCCUUGGUUAGAAAACAUGUUCAAAUUGAACUGCGACUACCUGGCUUGCUCCCUCAACAUCUAAUCUGGCCAGAGACAUAAUGAACACACCGAAGAAAACACAUGCCUUCUACUGGCUAAAUUGGAACCCACAAGCAACAAUUCUCCAAUUAAUUCAUCUAAUUCAUGAGCCCUGAGAAAAAAAAAAUUAAAAUGGGGUCCAAAAAUUGAUGCAUACACAUCUUUAUAAUAUACCUACCAAAUUUCAUUCUAAUCCAUCCAGGCAUAACGGAGGACUAACAAUUUUAGUUGGUUUCCUCGCCAAGAGCAAAGCAAGUGAGACCUCGAGUCUUCCCUCCGGGCAGUCUAAAAAAAUUAAUCAGACCAGCCAUCCCUACUAAUGGAUCUGUCUUUUAAUAAGACUGACAUAGAGAUAAACCAGUCAAGCUUUAGCGGUUAAAAAAAAAAAAAAAUGUCACAACCAAUCACAACCCUCCCUGACAUUUGGCCUUUAAUUGACACAGCAAUUUCAAAGUUGUUUUAGGAUGACUCAAAACACGUGCACAGUCAAUCCUAUCUGCCGUCUUCAAACUUUUGCCUCAGUGAGGGCUGAAUUUUCAAAGCAAAGACUUCACUCCGAGUGAGUUUAAAGUCAAUGCAAGUCAUCAAAGCAAGGUAAUACAAUGUAUAGCUUUAGGGGCCGUUUACAUGGUGGUUCUCCGAGAAUACGAAAAAUUUCAAAUUUGCAUUUAUAUGGGCCCCUCUCCAUUCGAACAAUGUCGCAAUUCUGCAUGAAAACGAUGUAGUAUUCAUGCCAGGCCAUAGGGGGCAGUGCAGAUUUACAAGGCGACAGCAAAUGAUGCACUUUGACCCCACCAAGCUCCCUCAGCCCGGAAAAAAAUAUGCCCGCCCACUCGAAGCAAUGGCAUUUCUGUUUUGUUCAAAAAGGCACAAAAAUGGAAACAUUCAACAUAUUUAAUUAAAAAAAAUAUUAUUAAAACAGAAAAAUUAAAGCCGACAUUCCGCCAUAUUUGCUGUUUUUAAUGUUUAGUAGCACCGAUGCGCACGCCCAAUGGGAUGUGUACGAGUGCUGAUGUUAUCCGGUCGCGGGAGCCUUUGAUAUGCAUGCGGAGCAAGCCCCCUUCAAUCCCCCGCAAUUGAAUUCUCCACUUUGGAGGCAGGAUUCAGAAUUUUUCGUCCUCACCGCCACCAUAUGCACGCGAGGCCAUUCCGCUACUCAGUCAUUGCGUCUUUGUGUCAGAGAGUCGCCAUGUAAACUGCCUCUUAGGUUGUGGGAUGGGGUAACGAUACAUGAGCCUUAUUUACUUAGUUUACUAAGUGCUUAAUACUUUAUUUACUUUACUUAGUUAUUUUACGCAUACUUUGCAAACACUAACUCGAUAUCUCUCAAAUGCAUGCGGGAAAGUGUGUUAUGAUCCAGUGAAACCGAGGUAAAACUUUGUGUUCAUAAUUUAAAAAUAUAUGUUUGACAGAAAGACUCCACUUUGAAAUGGCCUAGACCAGGGGUCCUCAAAUACAAAUCUCGAAGGUCCACAAUUAUUUUGCUCAUACAAGCAUGGGUCCAUUUAUUAAUGUCGGUCAAGUACAAGGCAGGUCGAAUGUGGUAAAAGUGGUUUUCUUUUGACCAAACAAAAAUACAAUGCACAUUCUGAUUAAAUAAAAAUAAAUUAAAAAGAUUUUCUUGACUUAAAAAAAACAACAACAAAAAAAACAUGCAAGUACAAUGUUUACACAUGUAAACUAAAUAAUUGACAAGAUCUGACAUUAAAGUGCAAACAAUAACUAUUGACAGUACAUUUUGUAACUAAAACAUUGCUGGACAAAAAAGAAAAUGUGCAAGUAGUACAGUACAUGUUCACAUGUACAGAACAUAAAUGACAAGCUCUGUCAUUAGGGUACACACAUAAUUAUUGAUAGUAACUUUAACUAUAAAACAUUGCUCAAUGUGAGAAAUGGCAUUUGGGGGUCACAAACGUCACAAAGCUGUUUACUCACAUCAUCAGCCUGUACUUCAGUGCGUCUUUUGGUUGAUGAAUCUGAAGGUGAGAUUUGUUAGAUUUUUGUUAUCAUUUCCUCUUUUUCUUUCCUUCAAACAUUGCUGCUACCACUUUAGUCAUACACUCUUUUAUUAUUUUGC
Molecule: messenger RNA, 5991 nt
Organism: Corythoichthys intestinalis (scribbled pipefish)
Lineage: Eukaryota; Metazoa; Chordata; Actinopteri; Syngnathiformes; Syngnathidae
Gene: ca8
Product: carbonic anhydrase VIII
Exons: 8
Coding region: 246-1091 (281 amino acids)
Molecular function (GO): carbonate dehydratase activity; zinc ion binding
Source: RefSeq, a predicted model, not a curated record